CACCUAACCCCAAUCCCCUGUACAGGCGGUGAUGCUGCAUUCUGCCGGGGAGUGUCCUGGUGAACCAAACGGAACGGAACCGGUGCUGGGAAUGUGUGCGGUGUGAGACACAGCCGGAGCGAAGGGAACGGAACCGGUGCUGGGAAUGUGUGCGGUGUGAGGUUUUACCGGGAGACAUCCGACCCUUGGCUGGGAUCGCCCCCUGCUCCUCGGCGCCGGGGAGCGACGUUGGAUCCGCGCGGAGGGGCCGUGACAGAUGGACAAUAUGUCUAUUACCAACACGCCAACCAGCAACGACGCCUGUCUGAGCAUCGUGCACAGCCUGAUGUGCCACCGGCAGGGCGGGGAGAGCGAGACCUUCGCCAAGCGCGCCAUCGAGAGCCUGGUCAAGAAGCUGAAGGAGAAGAAGGAUGAGCUGGAUUCUCUGAUCACGGCUAUCACCACCAACGGGGCUCACCCCAGCAAGUGUGUCACCAUACAGAGAACGCUGGACGGGAGGCUGCAGGUGGCGGGGCGCAAGGGGUUCCCCCACGUCAUCUACGCCCGUCUGUGGCGCUGGCCCGACCUGCACAAGAACGAGCUGAAGCACGUCAAGUACUGCCAGUACGCCUUCGACCUCAAGUGCGACAGUGUCUGCGUCAACCCUUACCACUACGAGCGCGUGGUGUCACCCGGCAUCGGUGAGCGCAGCCCCGGCUGGGAGCGGGACACCUGUCCGGCUGUGGAAACCGCAGGACCCUUCAAUUCCUCAGUCAGACGGUCACCAGCUCCCUGCCUCCUGCCGUUAACCCUCCUUUUUCACCCCUGGGGCAACAGUUUUUUUUAA
Cyanistes caeruleus (blue tit) is the source of this 826-nucleotide messenger RNA. The record is from RefSeq and is a predicted model, not a curated record. Lineage: Eukaryota; Metazoa; Chordata; Aves; Passeriformes; Paridae.